Nerophis lumbriciformis (worm pipefish) is the source of this 5694-nucleotide messenger RNA. Lineage: Eukaryota; Metazoa; Chordata; Actinopteri; Syngnathiformes; Syngnathidae. The record is from RefSeq and is a predicted model, not a curated record.
AUGUACUCACAAGCUCGAUCAACAGUUUCCCCUGUUCUGGGGAAGCUGUUUCCUGCGUUCGGGCUUCUACUAAUCAUGACCUCAUCCUUAUGUGGAGGCCAGCCGCCAACUUUUAAACGAUUCACACCUGCGGAGUGGGGGCUUACACAUUUGACCAUUCACAACAAAACCGGGGAAGUCUACGUAGGUGCUGUCAAUUGGAUUUUCAAGCUGUCCAGCAACCUAACCAAGCUGCGUAGCCACAUGACUGGACCAGUGGUAGACAAUGAGAAGUGUUAUCCUCCACCGAGUGUCCAGUCGUGCCCUCAUGACCUGGCCCAGACACCCAACGUGAACAAGCUUCUACUCAUAGAUUAUGCCCAGAAUCGCCUCAUUGCAUGUGGUAGUACUUCGCAGGGAAUUUGCCAAUUUCUACGUCUGGAUGACCUCUUCAAGCUUGGUGAACCUCACCAUCGCAAGGAGCACUACCUGUCCAGUGUUGCAGAGUCGGGAACCAUGUCAGGAGUCAUUAUAAGCUCUCCUCAUAGUCAAACAAGCAAGUUGUUCAUCGGAACCCCCAUCGAUGGCAAGUCUGAGUACUUCCCGACCCUCUCCAGCCGAAAAUUAAUGGAGAACGAAGAAAACGCUGACAUGUUCAGCUUUGUGUAUCAAGAUGAGUUUGUAUCCUCUCAACUCAAGAUUCCAUCUGAUACUUUAUCCAAAUUCCCUGCUUUUGACAUAUAUUAUGUUUACAGCUUCAGCAGUGAACAAUUUGUGUAUUAUCUUACAAUGCAGCUGGAUACACAGCUCACUUCUCCUGAUGCCAGUGGCGAGCAGUUCUUCACCUCUAAAAUUGUACGCCUCUGUGUUGAUGACCCAAAAUUUUACUCCUAUGUUGAGUUCCCCAUUGGCUGUACCAAAGAUGGUGUUGAGUACCGCCUGGUUCAGGAUGCUUACUUGGCCCGACCAGGCCGUCAACUGGCAAACUCUCUGGGAAUCUCUGAGAAUGAAGACAUCCUAUUCACGGUCUUCUCGCAGGGUCAGAAGAAUCGUGCCAAACCACCCAAAGAGUCAGCCCUCUGCCUAUUCACCCUGAGGAGAAUAAAGGAGAAAAUCAAGGAAAGAAUUCAGUCUUGUUACAAGGGUGACGGGAAGCUCUCCUUACCAUGGCUUCUCAACAAGGAACUGGCGUGCAUCAACUCUCCUCUGCAGAUUGAUGACAACUUCUGUGGCCAGGACUUCAACCAACCUCUGGGCGGAACCAGCACCAUUGAGGGCAUCCCACUCUUCCUCGACAAAGAAGAUGGCAUGACCUCUGUGGCAGCGUAUGACUACCGUGGAAACACUGUGGCUUUUGCUGGCACGCGCAAUGGCAAACUGAAAAAGAUCUUGGUGAACUCUGUGAGUCCAAACCGCCCAGCAGUACUCUAUGAGAAGGUGACCUUAAGUGAAGGAGGAAGUCCCUUGCUGAGAGACAUGCUCUUUAGCCCUGAUCAGCAAUACCUCUACACACUGACUGAUAAACAGGUGGUGAGAGUUCCAGUGGAGAGCUGUGAGCAGUACACUACGUGUGGGGAGUGUUUAGGCUCCAGAGACCCUCACUGUGGAUGGUGUGUCCUCCACAAUGUCUGCUCACGAAAGGACCGUUGUGAAAGAGCGGGAGAACCCCAGAGGUUUGCAUCAGACCAGAGGCAGUGUGUGGAGCUCACCGUUCAGCCCAAAAAUAUUUCUGUCACCAUGUCUGAAGUGCAGCUGGUCCUUCAGGCUCGUAAUGUGCCUGAUCUAUCAGCGGGGGUCAACUGCUCCUUCGAGGACUACGUGGAGACCGAAGGACUGAUCCAAGGCGGAUAUAUUUACUGCCUUUCUCCAUCUGCUCGUGAUGUCAUUCCCAUCACACGGAACAAAGGUGACAAGCGUGUGGUGAAGCUUUAUCUGAAGUCCAAGGAAACGGGCAAGAAGUUCGCAAGUGUUGAUUUUGUCUUCUACAACUGCAGUGUCCACCAUUCCUGUCUCUCCUGUGUAAAUGGAUCAUUCCCAUGCUACUGGUGCAAGUAUCGUCACAUGUGUACCCAAAAUGCGAAUGACUGCUCCUUCCAAGAGGGACGAGUUAACAUGUCAGAGGACUGCCCACAGAUUUUGCCCUCAACACAGAUCUACAUCCCAGUGGGAGUGACCAAGCCCAUCACCUUAGCUGCCAAGAACCUUCCCCAGCCGCAAUCUGGGCAAAGGAACUAUGAGUGUGUGUUCCACAUCCAGGGGGAGACCCACAGUGUCCCCGCCCUGCGCUUCAACAGCUCAUCUAUACAGUGCCAGAAGACAGCGUAUACUUACGACGGCAAUGACAUCAGUGACCUGCCAGUGGAUUUGUCUGUGGUUUGGAAUGGAAACUUUAACAUUGACAACCCCUACAACAUAAAAGCUCACCUGUAUAAGUGCUAUGCACUGAGAGACAGCUGUGGGAUGUGUCUGAAGGCCAACCCUAGAUUUGAGUGUGGCUGGUGUGUGCAAGAGAAGAAGUGUUCCCUUAGGCAGGAGUGCGCUCCUACAGAGAGCACUUGGAUGCACGCCACCACGGGAAACAGCCGCUGUGCGCACCCCAAGAUCACCAAGCUAUUUCCCGAAACUGGGCCAAGGCAGGGAGGAACCAUGCUGACUAUCACCGGUGAGAAUUUGGGUCUCCAGUUCAAAGACAUCCAGAAUGGAGUCCGCAUUGGAAAAGUGGCCUGCAACCCUCAAGAAGACCAGUACAUCAGUGCUGAGCAGAUUGUGUGCCGACUGAAUGAUGCAACAGGUUACCGGGUGCAGGAGGCUCAAGUGGAGGUGUGCGUGAGGGACUGCAUUCAUCCCGACUACAAAGCAGUCUCCACCAAGGCUUUUACGUUUGUGUCUCCAUACUUCACGCGUGUCAGGCCAUCCACUGGACCGCUGUCUGGAGGUACAAGGAUCACCAUAGAUGGCAGUAACCUAAACGCAGGCAGUGCUGUGUAUGUAAAGAUUGGACUCCAUGCCUGCCGUUUUGAGAAGCGAAACAGCAGCGAGAUUGUAUGUGUGACCCCAGCCGGACUAGCUCCAGGCCCGACUCCGGUCAUGGUGGACAUCAACUCAGCCGAGCUGAGAAACCCGGAGGUCAGGUUCAACUACUCGGAUGAUCCCACCAUCCUGAAAAUUGAACCCGACUGGAGUAUUGCCAGUGGAGGGACCAUGUUAACCGUCACAGGAACUAAUUUGAUGACGAUCAAAGAACCCAAGAUGAGGGCUAAAUAUGGAGCUGCCAAGUCAGAAAAUAACUGCACCGUAGUCAACAACACAGUGAUGGUGUGCCUUGCUCCCUCCGUUGCCGGCUCUGACAAAGUUUUCUCCGAGAUGGGAAGCAGUCCAGAUGAAAUUGGCUUCAUCAUGGAUGAUGUGCAUUCUGUGCUGGUUGUCAAUGAGACAUUCAGCUACCAUCCAGACCCUGUGUUUGAACCUCUGAGCCCCAAUGGCAUGUUGGAGCUAAAGCCCAGUUCUCCACUAAUUCUCAAGGGCCGCAACCUGAUUCCUGCAGCGCCUGGAAAUACUAAGCUGAACUAUACAGUUUUGAUCGGGGAGACACCGUGUAUUCUCACCUUGUCUGAGAGCCAGCUCCUGUGUGAGUGGCCCAACCUCACUGGAGAACACAAAGUCACCGUGCGUGUCGGAGGCUUUGAAUACUCACCGGGGACCUUGCAAAUCUACUCGGACAGCCUUCUCACGCUGCCCGCUAUCAUUGGUAUUGGAGGAGGAGGCGGCCUGUUACUGCUGGUUAUUAUUGUGGUGCUUAUUGCUUACAAGAGGAAGUCCCGUGAUGCAGACCGCACCCUCAAACGACUCCAACUGCAGAUGGACAACCUGGAGUCCAGGGUGGCCCUUGAAUGCAAGGAAGCAUUUGCAGAACUGCAGACGGAUAUCCAUGAGCUCACUCAGGAACUUGAUGGAGCAGGAAUCCCCUUCCUGGACUACCGCACCUACGCCAUGAGGGUCCUCUUCCCUGGGAUUGAGGACCAUCCUGUUCUCAAGGAGAUGGAGGUAAUGGUCCCGGCCAACGUAGAAAAGGCCCUGACACUGUUCGGACAGAUGCUGACCAAAAAGCACUUCCUGCUCACGUUCAUCCGCACCCUUGAAGCGCAGCGGUCCUUUUCGAUGCGUGACCGCGGCAACGUGGCCUCUCUCAUCAUGACCGCGUUGCAGGGGGAAAUGGAGUACGCUACAGGCGUCCUCAAACAGCUCCUGUCUGAUCUCAUCGACAAGAACCUGGAAAGCAAGAAUCACCCCAAGCUCUUACUACGGAGGACGGAGUCAGUAGCGGAGAAGAUGCUUACCAACUGGUUCACCUUCCUACUUUACAAGUUCCUCAAGGAGUGUGCUGGGGAGCCUCUCUUCAUGCUGUAUUGUGCCAUGAAGCAGCAAAUGGAGAAGGGGCCGAUAGAUGCAAUCACUGGAGAGGCGCGCUACUCCCUCAGCGAGGACAAGCUCAUCAGACAGCAGAUUGACUACAAGACUUUGACGCUGCACUGUGUGAACCCAGAGAAUGAGAACGCUCCCGAGGUGACCGUAAAAAGUCUAAACUGUGACACGGUGACGCAGGUGAAAGAGAAGCUCCUCGAUGCCGUGUACAAGGGCACACCCUAUUCUCAGAGACCAAAGGCCUCCGAUAUGGACCUGGAAUGGAGACAAGGGAGGAUGGCUCGUAUUAUCCUCCAAGAUGAAGAUGUGACCACUAAGAUCGACAAUGACUGGAAGAGACUCAACACCCUGGCUCACUACCAGGUGACAGAUGGCUCCGUAAUUGCCCUGGUACCCAAGCAGAACUCUGCUUACAAUAUCUCCAACUCCUCCACAUUCACCAAAUCUCUCAGCAGAUACGGUACGAAAGAAGAGAGCAUGCUGAGAACAGCCAGCAGUCCAGACAGUUUGCGCUCCCGAACCCCAAUGAUCACCCCUGACUUGGAGAGUGGCACUAAACUGUGGCACUUGGUCAAAAACCACGACCACUCGGACCAGAGAGAGGGGGACCGAGGGAGCAAGAUGGUGUCUGAGAUCUACCUGACUCGGCUGCUGGCCACCAAGGGCACGCUCCAGAAGUUUGUGGACGACCUGUUUGAGACCAUCUUCAGCACAGCCCACAGAGGCAGCGCCCUGCCACUCGCCAUCAAGUACAUGUUUGACUUCCUGGAUGAGCAGGCCGACAAACACUCCAUCACGGACUCCGAUGUCCGGCACACUUGGAAGAGCAACUGCCUCCCCCUGCGCUUCUGGGUGAAUGUGAUCAAGAAUCCGCAGUUCGUGUUCGACAUCCACAAGAACAGCAUUACAGAUGCCUGUUUGUCCGUGGUGGCCCAGACCUUCAUGGACUCCUGUUCCACGUCCGAGCAUAAAUUAGGAAAGGACUCACCGUCCAACAAGCUGCUUUACGCUAAAGACAUCCCUAACUACAAAAACUGGGUGGAGAGGUACUACUCGGAUAUCUCAAGGAUGUCAGCCAUCAGUGACCAGGACAUGAGUGCCUACCUGGCGGAGCAGUCCCGUCUACAUGCCAACCAGUUUAACAGCAUGUCUGCCCUACAUGAAAUCUACUCAUACAUCGUCAAGUAUAAGGACGAGAUCUUGUCGGCGUUAGAGCGUGACGAGCAAGCGAGGAGGCAGAGGCUGCGCAGCAAGCUGGAGCAGGUCAUCGACACGAUGGCCCUGACGAGCUGA